AUGCGCAGAGGCAGCGCUCACCCGCUGCUGCUCCCUGGCGCUGCGGGGCCGGGCGGAGCAGGAGGGUCUGUGCCGGGGAGACCCAUUAACCCCCCCGUGCCCGGCCCGCGCCCUGCUCCCGCUGGGGCCGCCCCGGGCUCUGCCCGCCCCGCUGCGGCGCUGCAGCCUCCAGGCUACAGAUUAACGUCCACGUUUCGCUCCAGAUCAUCCCCUCCUCCCAUGGGGAAAGAAAUGGCUGCAGUGGAACUGGCUCAGAGGCUGGUGACUUUUGAGGAAGUGGCUGUGCAUUUCACCAGGGAAGAGGGGGCUCUGCUGGACCCCACUCAGAGAGCCCUCUACAGGGAUGUCAUGCAGGAGAACUAUGAGACGGUGGUCUUGUUGGGGUUUCCAGUUUCCAAACCUGAUGUGAUCUCGCAGCUGAAACGAGGGGAAGAGCCGUGGGUCCCAGACUUCCAUGACUCUGAGAAAAAAGUGCUCCCGAGAGCUGCCUGCACAGGUGAUGGGAUGGUGAGUGAGAAUGAGGAGAAACCCCAGCAGGAAGAUGCUGAGCAAGUAGAACCACAUGGGACGUUAUCAGGAAGAUCCAAAGGGAAUGUUUCCGGGAGUUGUGCACUCCCAGAAAAAGCAAAAGCCUGUGAGACUCAGGAGAGGCCACAGGAAAACUUCGGUAGCCACUCAGACCUUAUUACACACGAGAGAAUCAACUUGGAAGAGACACACUACACAUGCCAUGAGUGCGGGAAAAGCUUCAAUCAGAGUUCUGCCCUUAUCACACAUCAGAGAAUCCACACGGUUGAGAAAACUUAUCGAUGCUCUGAGUGUGGGAAACGCUUCAAUCGAAGCUCAAACCUUAUUAGACAUCAGAAAAUCCACACAGGAGAAACACCCUACACAUGCUCAGAGUGUGGGAAAAGCUUCAAUCAGAGCUCAAACCUUAUCACACAUGAGAGAAUCCACACAGGUGAGAAACCUUAUGGAUGCUCUGAGUGUGGGAAACACUUUAGUCUGCACUCAAACCUUAUCACGCAUCGCAGAAUCCACACAGGAGAGAAGCCCUACACAUGCUCUGAGUGUGGGAAAAGCUUCAAUCAGAGCUCUACCCUUAUCACACAUCGGAGAAUCCACACAGGUGAGAAAGCUUAUAGAUGCUCUGAGUGUGGGAAAUGCUUCCGUUGGCGUUCACACCUUAUCACACAUCAGAGAAUCCACAUGGUUGAGAAAACUUAUCGAUGCUCUGAGUGUGGGAAACGCUUCAAUCGAAGCUCAAACCUUAUUAGACAUCAGAAAAUCCACACAGGAGAAACACCCUACACGUGCUCAGAGUGUGGGAAAAGCUUCAAUCAGAGCUCAAACCUUAUUACACAUGAGAGAAUCCACACAGGUGAGAAACCUUAUAGAUGCUCUGAGUGUGGGAAAUGCUUCAAUUGGAGUUCAUACCUUAUCACACAUCAGAGAAUCCACAUAGUUGAGAAACUUUAUGGGUGCUCUGAGUGUGGGAAACGCUUCAAUCGAAGCUCAAACCUUAUUAGACAUCAGAAAAUCCACACAGGAGAGACGCCCUACACGUGCUCAGAGUGUGGGAAAAGUUUCAGUCAGAGCUCACACCUUAUCACACAUGAGAGAAUCCACACAGGUGAGAAACCUUAUGGAUGCUCUGAGUCUGGGAAAAGUUUCAAUCAGAGCUCAACCCUUAUCACACAUCGUAGAAUCCACACAGGAGAGAAACCCUACUCCUGCUCUGAGUGUGGGAAAAGCUUCAAUCAGAGCUUACACCUUAUCGCACAUCAGAGAAUCCACACUGGUGAGAAACCUUAUGGAUGCUCUGCGUGUGGGAAAAGCUUCAAGCGGAGCUCACACCUUAUCAGACAUAGAAGAAUCCACACUGGAUAGACACCCUACACAUGCUCUAAGUUCAGGAAAUGCUUUGGAUAUAGCUCAGCCCUUACUACACAUCAGAGAAUCCACAGUGGCGAGAUGCCCUACACAUAGGGUACGUCUAUACUUACCUCCGGGUCCGGCGGUAAGCAAUCGAUCCCGGAAGUGCUCGCCAUCGACGGCGGUACUCCUGCUCCGCGAGAGGAGUACGCAGAGUCGACGGGGGAGCCUGCCUCCCGCGUGUGGACCCGCGGUAAGUUCGAACUAAGAUACUUCCACUUCAGCUACGUUAUUCACGUAGCUGAAGUUGCGUAUCUUAGUUCGAAGUGGGGGGUUAGUGUGGACCAGCCCAUACUCUUGAGGGUGGGAAACGCUUCAUUCAGAGCUCAACCCUUAUUAGACAUUAGAAAAUCCACAUGAGAGAGAACUAUAACAAAUGCCUUGAUUAGGGCUGGCCAAAGAUUUUUUUUUUUUUUUAAAUCACAUUUGUUAAUUCCUUCAUAGAGAUCUUUGCACCAUCUUCACCGUGGUGUCUCAGCUCCCCUAGAUGAGUUGCGUGCUUCUGCCUUUUGCAGCUCAUCCUUCUUUGGGGUCAAUCCUGUGAUCUUUUCUAUCAACUCCUUUUUGAGCUGAAGGAGUGUGUGUCCCACCAGCCAGGAAUGUUCAUCAGUUCGAGGUGGGAGAGAGAGGUUUGAUCCCAACAAGCUACACUGAGGCAAAAACUACCUGUUCCUUACAUCCACUAGGACUGUACAUGGCGUUGGCUGCUCAAGUUAGUGAUCUUGGUGUAAAAAGACAAUUAUAAUUGUAGUGCAGAUGCAGCCCAGGUGCCGUGGUUGGCAUUAGCUUUCCCCUUGAGCUGACCUAAACUCCAUCACUUUUCCUAGUCUUAACAAACAUGCUAAGGGGAAGGAUGUAGGUUUAGAAGAUAAAAUAAAAAAAGAACAAAUUAAAAAUCAGUUAGAAAAGUUAGAUGCCUGCAAGUCACCAGGGCCUCAUUAAAUGCAUCUUAGAAUACUCAAGGAGCUAAUGGAGGAGGUAUCUGAGCCUCUAGCUAUUAUCUUUGGAAAAUCAUGGGAGACAGGAGACAGAAGACUGGAAAAGGGCAAAGAUAGUGCCCAUCUAUAAAAAGGGAAAUAAAAGCAACCCAGGAAACUACAGACCAUUUAGUUUAACUUCUGUACCAGGGAAGAUAAUGGAGCAAAUGGUUAAGGAAAUCAUCUGCAAACACUUGGAAGGUGGAAAGGCGAUAGGGAAUAGCCAGCAUGGAUUUGUAAAGAACAAAUCAUGUCAAACAAAUCUGAUAGCUUUCUUUUAUAGGAUAACAAGUCUUGUAGAUAAGGGAGAAGCUGUGGAUGUGGUAUACCUAGUCUUUAGUAAGGCAUUUGAUAUGGUCUCACAUGAUAUUCUUAUCAAUAAACUAGGCAAAUACAACUUAGAUGGGGCUACUAUAAGGUGGGUGCAUAACUGGCUGGAUAACUGUACUCAAGAGAGUAGUUAUAAAUGGUUCCCAAUCCUGCUGGAAAGGUAUAACAAGUGGGGUUCCGCAGGGGUCUGUUUUGGGACUGGCUCUGUUCAAUAUCUUCAUCAACGACUUAGAUAUUGGCAUAGAAAGUAUGCUUAUUAAGUUUGCAGAUGAUACCAAACUGGGAGAGAUUGCAACUGCUUUGGAGGACAGGAUCAUAAUUCAAAAUGAUCUGGACAAAUUGGAGAAAUGGUCUGAGGUAAACAGGAUGAAGUUUAAUAAAGACAAAUGCAAAGUGCUCCACUUAAGAAGGAACAAUCAGUUUCACACAUACAGAAUGGGAAGAGACUGUCUAGGAAGGAGUAUGGCAGAAAGGGAUCUAGGGUUUAUAGUGGACCACAAGCUAAAUAUGAGUCAACUGUGUGAUGCUGUUGCAAAAAAAGCAAACAUGAUUCUGGGAUGCAUUAACAAGUGUGUUUUGAGCAAGACACGAGAAGUCAUUCUUCCUCUCUACUCUGCGCUGGUUAGGCCUCAACUGGAGUAUUGUGUUCAGUUCUGGGCACCGCACUUCAAGAAAGAUGUGGAGAAUUGGAGAGUGUCCAGAGAAGAGCAACAAGAAUGAUUAAAGGUCUUGAGAACAUGACCUAUGAAGGAAGACUGAAAGAAUUGGGUUUAUUUAGUUUGGAAAAGAGAAGACUGAGAGGGGAUAUGAUAACAGUUUUCAGGUAUCUAAAGGGUGUCAUAAGGAGGAGGGAAAAAACUUGUUCAUCUUAGCCCCUAAGGAUAGAACAAGAAGCAAUGGGCUUAAACUGCAGCGAGGGAGGUUUAGGUUGGACAUUAGGAAAAAGUUCCGAACUGUCAGGGUGGUUAAACACUGGAAUAAAUUGCCUAGGGAGAUUGUGGAAUCUCCAUCUCUGGAGAUAUUUAAGAGUAGAUUAGAUAAAUGUCUAUCAGGGGUGGUCUAGACAGUAUUUUGUCCUGCCAUGAGGGCAGGGGACUGGACUCGAUGACCUCUCGAGGUCCCUCCCAGUCCUUGAAUCUAUGAAAAACCCUACGGUUAUACUGGUCCCCCAUUUCAAAGCCAUUGUUAGUCAUCAAGUUCCCCCUUCGGGAACAAAUUGUUUCAUUCCCAGUUGUUCUGAUGUUGCUUGAGGUUGUGCUAAAGAGCAGAUAUUUUUACUACCAUUUUCCUCACUUAAAAUAUAUUGAACUAUAACAAAGAGCAGGAAUAGGGAAAAAUGUCAUUUCACCCUCUGUAACAACAGAAGAAGAUAAGGUAAGUCAGAGGGAUUCCCUUAUUCUCCAUCACCAUCCCAUUACCCCUGUUGUUCAAUUGGUUAGGUCAAUCUUUUUUCUAAAGGUCUGGAAACAGGAUUCCCUAGUAAAUGACUUGGAACUAAGUAAAAUACCCAUGCAUUGGGCUCCCAAAGCAGUUAUGGCCCAAGCCCUGCAGGAGGUCACUCCUGAAGAUAUCUCCUUCCUAAUCAGGUGCAUGUUGCCUGUUAUUUGGGAAAUGCAAUCCCUAUCUAGGUAGCGAUGGGAAAAAGGGAAGUGACAUUUCUCUUCAUCUCACCCCUGGGAGAUGCUGCAAAUGUGUAGAAAAUGAAAUCCAUGUUGAAUGUGAUAUAGCUGCAGAAAGAUACCUAUUUUUAAUAGCUACCUGACUUUUGGUGUCUUACAGGGAUUCUAAGCCAUACCUGAAUUUAGUCCCUAAUUUAAAUCUGUGCCACUAGAUUAAAGAACUAAAAGGGCAUAUUCGGGGGAGUUAUACCUCACUAUUGCUACUGAUAUGUUAUGUGGUUGGUGAAGAAUUCUGCUCCAGAGAAGUGUAAAAUUACUCCAAGAAAGGUCAAAGAUUUGACAAGAACUCAGGUAGAAAUUGCAGGUACUGGUGGUUGAUUUUCACCCCAGAGAUGGAUGCUAUGGUCACCUGUGGC
This is a messenger RNA of Malaclemys terrapin pileata, 5277 nucleotides long. Its product is annotated as zinc finger protein ZFP2-like. Lineage: Eukaryota; Metazoa; Chordata; Testudines; Emydidae. The record is from RefSeq and is a predicted model, not a curated record. Bases 1 to 1890 code for a protein of 629 amino acids. Gene Ontology annotation, biological process: regulation of transcription by RNA polymerase II. Gene Ontology annotation, molecular function: RNA polymerase II cis-regulatory region sequence-specific DNA binding; DNA-binding transcription factor activity, RNA polymerase II-specific. The transcript has 5 exons.